This is a messenger RNA of Parnassius mnemosyne (clouded apollo), 1236 nucleotides long. The record is from the annotation of a GenBank genome assembly. NCBI's taxonomy places the organism in Eukaryota, Metazoa, Arthropoda, Insecta, Lepidoptera, Papilionidae.
AUGAUUGUUGAAAUACAGGAGGAGGUUAGAGGGAAGAGGCCUUUCAAGAUAUGGGACAGUUCUCGGAACGUGAGGAAGGGGCUGGUGGUCACUAGCUUCGAGGAACUUAUACACAGAGGCAAGGAGAAGCUAUCGGUAGCGGCGAGCGAGCCUGUGCGGCUGGUGCUAGAGAGCGACGGAACGCAUGUAGAGGACGGCGAGUAUUGGCGAACGCUACCACCCAACACGGUAUUACUGCUGCUGCGGCCUGGGGAGCGAUGGUACCCCACAGGAGUCGACGUCAUCAAGGCUGCGAUAUCAGCGAUCCCGAAGAUAGUGUGCGAAACGAUCCACGCGCUCGAUCUGCACGAUGAGACGCCUUCAUGGAAGAUCAUGGACAACAAAGGGCGCGUCACGGUGGUGUUGCACUGGGACCAGAGGCCGCAAGCGUCGCCGGCCGCCCGCUCACCCUCGCGGCAAGCCAAGCCGGACCGGCGGCCCUCGCUCGUGAUCCAGACGUCACUGGACCGGCCGCAGCCACCUCCCCCCCACAUCACUGUCGUCAACCACGACGAGCCGGGCCCCGCGCGCGCCCGCCUCACGCGCUCGCCCGGCUCCCUCGAGCAGCACGUGCACACUGUCGACUGCCGCGCGCACGCACACCCGCACCCCCCCGCGCACACCUCCGCGCACCCCGCCGCGCGCCCCCCUCCCGACGAGUGCGACUUCCACUGCUGCGCGCUCCACGAGGAGGGCCGGCGCAUCGCUGUGCACAAGAGCGUUGCCACCUCCCCCAUACAGGACGCGCAGCCACGCGCCUCACCCCAAGGCCGCCCGAAAGGCCACGUCCGCUUCCUCGACGCAGAGUCCACCCGCCGCGGCGACCGCGACUCCUCCGAGAGCGAGACCGAGAACACGCUGGUGGAGGACGAGGCGGUCACCUCCGAGAAGUUCCUACUCCUGAUCGACCAGCUCAGCGUCGACCAGAAGCGCCACCUCACGAUCAAGGACAUCGGCAUCAUCCUCGAGCGGCUCAGCUCGAAGAUCCUUGACGUGGAGCGACUCGACCGCGAGUCAGAGUCGGACGACUGCUACAACUGGACGAUAAAGGCGACCAUUCGCGGCGACGCGAUGCGCGAGCUGGGGGUGAUCUACAACGGGAACUACUACGCGAUCAGCGAGCACCCCGGCUACCGGGAGGAGAAUGAGGAGGCCGGCGACGAGGGCGAGGAGGAAGAGGAGGAGGACCGGCUCUGA